Drosophila arizonae is the source of this 2549-nucleotide messenger RNA. RefSeq names its product transcription factor TFIIIB component B'' homolog Bdp1 (gene Bdp1). Gene Ontology annotation, molecular function: TFIIIC-class transcription factor complex binding. Lineage: Eukaryota; Metazoa; Arthropoda; Insecta; Diptera; Drosophilidae. Gene Ontology annotation, biological process: RNA polymerase III preinitiation complex assembly. Gene Ontology annotation, cellular component: transcription factor TFIIIB complex. The record is from RefSeq and is a predicted model, not a curated record.
GUACAACACUUUUGUGGUAAAAACUCGUGCGCUGCACAUUUACAUCUGUUGCCUUUAUUCUUCACACGGCAUUUCGCAAAGAACUGUCGUCGAGUAAAUGCAUAAUAUAUGUAUGUUUGAUUGAAAAGUGACGCAAUGUCUUCGCGACGGCAACGUAUUAAGGCCCCUGCCAACUUGACGCAGAUCAAGCGCAAGCCGCGCAAGGAAGACACCGAUCCAGAGGCACGCGUUGAAGCUGAGCCACUGAACCACCCCACUCCUUCGUCCAAGCAGGAGCAUCCAGAGGACGAUGCAUCUGAAGUGGCAUUUAAAAUGCCGGCAGCGAGCAACGCCGGCCAGUUGGACGAUGUGUUCCACUCGGACUUGGAGGAUAAUGUUAUACAAAUGGACUUGCAGAAGAGUGCCAGCGGAUUUCCCAUGUCGCCCAGCAAGGCGCAAGCUCGACAGCGAGUUCGGCCCACUCCCGUGUUUGGGCAGCGUCGCAAUAGCUUCGUGGGCUCACCGUUGGCGGCUGAUCUCGAUGGCGACUACCCGUCGCCGGGCACGCCCACAAGGCGCGAACGCUACUUGAGCGGCUCGUCAAUGAGUGGCGUGAGCGGGACGCCGCAGCAGGUGCAGGCUUCACCGAAGUACUUUCCAGGUGGUGUCAUGAGUCCGGGCAUGGGGCGUAUACGCACGGAAUCCAGUUGCUCGGCUUACUCGGACAGCGGCGGCGGUGGCGGCAAGCAGCGAAAGGGAGAGAGCGACAAGGCGUUGACCCAGGCGCAGCAGCGCAUUAAUGUAAAGCGAGAUUUUGAGACGCGAUUCAACAAAGGCAUCCCGGAUAAGUCCACGUUCAAAAUGUUUGACAUGAUCUUUUACAAUCCCGAGAGCAAUCCCAUGGAGCAGAAACCUCUGGUGACUACCAUUAAGGCGGAGGCGAAUGGCAGCAGCAUCGGCAGUGUGGACGAGUCGAAGCCCACCUCGGAUGAGCUGCUAGAGGCCAAGACAGAACCGGCUGCCACAACAGCAGCCAUGCCUGUGCCGCAAUUGAAACUGGACGCCAAUGGGGAAAUGAUAAUCGACGAGAAGACUCUGGAGAUUGAGACUACCGCCGAGGUGGAGGCGCGCAAGGUUUUGGCCAACUCGUCGCUUAUUCUCAUGGACGAGACAACUGGCGACAAUGGAUUCUACAAGCGGCACAAGCGGACGCCCACCUGGACACCGGAUGACACCAUCCGCUUUUAUCGCAGUCUCCAAAUCAUUGGCACCGACUUCUCGCUCAUGUGUCAAAUGUUCCCCAAGCGUACGCGACGCGACCUUAAGCUCAAGUAUAAGCGGGAGGAGCGCGUCAACGGACAGCUAAUCAAUAAGGCCUUGCUCUACCCGAAGGCCUUCAAUAUUCAGGAGCUCAAAAAUCAGCUGGAAUUGGAGGACCGUGAACGCUAUGAGGUGCACCGCGAAUGGCAGCAAAUCGUUUCAGCCAAGGCAAAACAACCAAGAAAGAAGCGAGCCAAGUCGCAGCAGAGCAAGGCGACGCGCGCACUCUCCGAUGGCGAUCUGGUGUACGAGAACGAGCACGUGACAAAGGAAAAGCUGGGUAAGCACGCGCUGGCCAAACGUCGAGCUGCACUGCAAAACCAGGGCGAAGGUGGAGCUGCCAAGCGCAAGCGUCAGCCUUUGAAGUGUCAUCAGGCUCAAGGGGAGCAUCAGGAGAAACAACCAAUGGAGAAGCAACUGGAGAAGCUACAGGAGAUUAUACAGCAGCAGCAACAAGAGAAGCUACUACAGCAGCAACAAGAGAAGCUACCACAGCAGCAACAAGAGCAACAAGAGAAGCCACAGCAGCAGCAACAAGAGAAGCCACAGCAGCAUCAACAAAAGCAUGAGCAACAGCACAGCGUUAAAAAAAAGUUGAAGCAAAAAGUGCUUAAAAAGAUGCAACCCAAUCCUAAGCGACCGAAGGAGUAUAUAUCGGAAGUGAAUCAGCCCGUGCCUGUGCAUCUUUUACGCGUAUUUCCAGCGAUCAAAAGAGAAAAGGAAAUGGAAGCAGAACAAAUCAGUAGCGAUCCUAUAAUUGAGACCAAGGCUGAGCAACUGCAGCAGGAGCUUAACUCAUUGCUGGACGAGGGACACGCUGAGGUCAGGGUCAAGAUGACAAGUGAAAAGGUCGUCGAUUUGGAGGAGGGUGGCCGCAACUGUGUAAGUAACAUGGACACCGUCACCAGGAGCGAGACGGUUUAUUCCACCGAAACCAAUGCAACAUAUAUUGUUGAUUUCAUUUCGGAGCCACCUGGUCCUGAAGUACCGGAGCAGGGUCCCAACUUCGGGGAGGAAGUCAAUGAGCACGACAUCGAACAAAUAAUAACUGAGUUGUCUGAGGGCUCAAUGGUGUUGGUCUCUUCAUUAGAUGGUGGACAGAACGGUCGCGUAUUAAAUGAGAUAUAUAUGUACGAUAGUCAGACGGGGGAUUUGUCCGAACAACCUUUAAAAAUACCUGAGCAUAUUGUUCAGUGUAUAUUGAAUGUUAUGAGCUAAGUUGCAGCUGAUUCUAAUUAAUUUAUAAUUAC